UUAGUGCAAUUGUGCUAACUCUUACUCUAACAUUACCUCCAUUUCAAUUUGCUCUUCCACCAAAAACUCAACGAGCAACAGAACAACCAUGCUUGAAACACAAACUAGUCACGAUCGAGUUACCGAUCUCAUGGCGUUCGACGAAGGAAAAACCGGGGUUAAAGGCCUAGUCGAUGCAGGAACAACAAGUAUUCCUACCAUUUUUGUUCGGCCACACGAGGAUCGAUCCAAGGAUUUUAGUCCAUGUCCUCAAAACAUAAGUGUACCCGUCAUAGACUUUACUCAUGUUAAUGAAAGUAUCGAUCGAAAGACAAAGAUUGUAGAAGAAAUCAUGUGUGCAUCAAAGAAAUGGGGGUUUUUCCAAGUGGUAAAUCAUGGGAUUCCUUUGGAAUUGUUAGAAAAUAUGAUUGAUGGAACUCGAAUGUUUCAUGAACAAGAUGUUGAGGCUAAGAAGAAGUUCUAUAGUCGCGAUUUCAAAUCGAAGAAGGUUGCUUAUUUUUCUAACCAUGAUUUGUAUGAUUCAAAUGCUGCAAAUUGGAGGGAUAGUUUGUUUGUUAACACUUUAUAUACUGCUGGUGAAGUUGAUCCUCUUGAGUUGCCUCCCAUAUGCAAGGAUGUGAUAUUGGAGUAUGUAAACCAUAUUUUUAAGCUUGGUGAUCUCAUACUUAUGUUACUAUCAAUGGGUCUUGGACUCAAACCAGAACAUCUGGGAGAACUAGAAAGUACUAAAGGUUGGGGACUAAUUUGUCACUACUACCCUGCAUGUCCAGAGCCACAUCUAACUUUAGGAAUCAAUGGACAUGCUGAUAUCUCAUUCUUCACAAUACUAUUGCAAGAUCAAAUUGGUGGACUCCAAGUUCUUCAUGAAAACAAAUGGGUUACUAUUGAGCCUAUUACUGGUGCCUUGAUUGUUAACAUUGGAAAUGCACUUCAGAUUAUUUCUAAUGACAUGCUGAAGAGUGUCUAUCACAGAGUGAUUGCGAAAAAUGUUGGACCAAGGAUUUCUAUUCCGUUGUUUUUCAACGGUUUUUUCUCAUCUAAAAAGAUAUAUGGUCCGAUUACGGAACUAACAUCUGAAGAAAAUCCGCCCAUAUAUAGGGAAUUCACACUUGAAGAGCUUCUUACUUACUUCUUCUCCAGGUCUCUUGAUGAUCUAGGAAUUGAUCAUUUCAAAUUGCAGUGUUCUGAAGAUGGCAAUUAAGUUUAAAGUAACUUGGGAUGAUUUUAAAACCUUGAAUAUAAGUGCCUAAUAAAUAACCUUAAUUGAGAGGCUUUGGUUUGCUAGAUUUUUCCCCAAAUGAGCCACAGAGGCAUUAUUAUAAUUUAUAAAUAGAGAUUAAGGAAUUUGAAAUUGUGACUUAUCAUACACAGGUUCUCAAUCUUUACUAGUUACUAUGUUGUAUGUCAAGAUAUUAUAAGUGGUUUGUAUUGCUAUAUGAAUUUACAAGUACUUAUGCAUUGUACGCGAUGCGUGUAUGACAUUUUAUAUGAAAAUUGUAAUUUUAUAAAAGAA
This is a messenger RNA of Spinacia oleracea (spinach), 1513 nucleotides long. RefSeq names its product 1-aminocyclopropane-1-carboxylate oxidase homolog 1-like. The record is from RefSeq and is a predicted model, not a curated record. The transcript has 3 exons. The coding region runs from base 89 to 1201 and encodes 370 amino acids. NCBI's taxonomy places the organism in Eukaryota, Viridiplantae, Streptophyta, Magnoliopsida, Caryophyllales, Amaranthaceae.